AUGUCACGCCGCAAUGAGUUCACUGGUUAUACACCACAGACGGCCAAUCCCGGUGCCCAACAGCACCAGACCCAUAGUCAGCAGCAUCAUCAGCAGCUGCCCCAGCACCAGGGUCAGGCUCACCAGUCGUCCCAUGGAGGAGCGCACGCGCAACACGGACACCACCAGAAUCAUCAGCAGUCCCAUCCGUCUCAGCAGCAUCAUGCAACUCCGGUUCCUCCUCCCAUGACUAUGACACAGCCUACCGUUGCGCCCUCUAAUCAGUCCACCCCUACCCCAACCCCGGCAGCAGCUCCGCCCCGCGGUCGUAAGCGAGCCGCUCCGGCCCAUUCGCAGCAGCACGCCCCCGCUACCGCUCCGACAACUCCUGCCCCGGCCGCUGCCACCACCACGUCUGCCGCGCCGACCACCCCCGUCCCAGCCUCAGCUGCCACUCCAGUGUCCGCCCCGGCCGCACCAGCCAUGCAGGUCACCCCGGUCGCUCCGCCGUCGGUUCCGGCCAAGGAGGAGGCUAGCACUCCGGCUGCCCCACCCCCGGCCAAGAAGAGCCGUACCAACACGCCCUGGACGCCGGCCGAGGAGCUGCGCCUGAAGCAGAUGCGUGAUGCCGGCAACAGCUGGGCCGAGAUUGCCAAGACUUUCCCUACUCGUACCGAAGGUAGUGUCAAGAAGCAUUGGUAUAAGGACAUGCAUUAUGCCGAGUUUGCCGAGGAUGAGAGCCAAGCCCUCCUCAGCGCCAUCAAGGACUAUGAGAACAACAAGUGGAAAACUAUCGGCCAGAAAGUCGGCAAGCCUGCCAAGGCAUGCGAGCAAUACGCCAAGGAGCACUUCCCCGAGCUAUUCGCUACACAGAAGGCAUGUUAA
Molecule: messenger RNA, 864 nt
Organism: Durotheca rogersii
Lineage: Eukaryota; Fungi; Ascomycota; Sordariomycetes; Xylariales; Xylariaceae
Exons: 4
Coding region: 1-864 (287 amino acids)
Source: RefSeq, a predicted model, not a curated record